Molecule: messenger RNA, 3602 nt
Organism: Haliotis rufescens (red abalone)
Lineage: Eukaryota; Metazoa; Mollusca; Gastropoda; Lepetellida; Haliotidae
Product: U4/U6.U5 tri-snRNP-associated protein 2-like
Exons: 14
Coding region: 20-1606 (528 amino acids)
Biological process (GO): mRNA processing; protein deubiquitination; spliceosomal complex assembly
Molecular function (GO): cysteine-type deubiquitinase activity; zinc ion binding
Source: RefSeq, a predicted model, not a curated record
UUUACCACACCGGGUGAAAAUGGCGGAGGUUUCGACAAGAAAACGACUUGUGAAAUCUCACACUACGAAGAAACGAGUCGUUGAAGUAGAGGAUGAUGAUGACAUUGUCCCAGUGAAGGAGCCUAAAAUUGACAAAAGUAGAUCUUGUCCCUAUUUGGAUACUAUUAACAGAUCACUGUUGGACUUUGACUUUGAGAAGUUAUGCUCUGUUUCCUUGUCCCACAUCAACGUCUAUGCCUGCCUGGUCUGCGGCAAGUACUUCCAAGGUCGUGGACCCAACACUCAUGCCUACAUCCACAGUGUCUUCGAGGGCCACCAUGUUUUCCUCAACCUACAGACACAGAAGUUCUACUGUCUGCCUGACAACUAUGAAAUUAUCGACUCAUCACUUGAAGAUAUUAUUUAUGUCCUCAACCCAACGUUCACGGACCUCGCUAUCAAGAGACUUGACAGAAAUCCCAAGAUGUCCAGGGCAUACGAUGGCACUACAUACCUACCAGGUAUUGUUGGUCUGAACAACAUCAAGGCCAAUGAUUACUGCAAUGUGGUGCUGCAGGCCUUGUCUCAUGUGGUUCCACUGAGAAACUAUUUUCUCCAGGAGUCUAGCUACAAGAAAAUCAAGCGCCCCCCUGGCGAUCAGGCAUUUCUGCUUGUUCAGAGAUUUGGGGAGUUGCUACGGAAACUAUGGAACCCCCGAAACUUCAAGGCCCAUGUCAGUCCCCACGAGAUGCUGCAGGCAGUAGUGUUGUGCAGUAAGAAGCGCUUCCAGAUCACGGAACAAGGUGACCCAGUUGACUUCCUGUCAUGGCUGCUGAAUGCUCUGCACACUGCAAUGAACGGAACUCGGAAGCUGAACAGCAGCAUCAUCAACAAGACAUUCCGGGGCAAGAUGCGAGUUUACGCCAGGAAGAUGCCACCUAUUGAUAUGAAAGAAGAAGAAAAGGAAGCACUAAUGCUGACAGAGGAUUACAUGGAGACAAUGGAAGAGAUGCCGUGGUUGUACCUGACCUGUGACCUGCCGUCACCGCCGCUGUACCCAGAUGAGUUGAAGGAGAACAUCAUCCCUCAAGUGCCCUUUGCAACCAUCUUGUCCAAGUUCAAUGGUGUAUCGGAGAAAGAGUACAAGACCCACAAGGACAGCACCAUGAAGAGAUUUGAGCUGACUCGACUGCCGCCAUAUAUCAUCAUAUACAUCAAGAGAUUUACAAAGAACUAUUUUGUAAGAGAAAAGAAUCCCACUAUUGUGAAUUUUCCUAUCAAGAACAUCGACUUUGGAGACAUGCUGUCUACUGAGGUGCGAGCCCAGCACAGGCACACAUCGUAUGAUCUGGUAGCCAACGUAGUCCACGACGGGGAGCCUGGAGCAGGCAAGGGCACAUACAGGGGGCACAUCCUCCACAAGGGCUCUGGGAAGUGGUAUGAGCUCCAGGAUCUCCAUGUGGCUGACAUCCUCCCCCAGAUGAUCACGCUGUCUGAGAGUUACAUCCAGAUUUUUGAGGUUCGUCGAGACAUCGUGAAUCCCUUCUACAGCAGUGAUGGAACUAAACAGGAGAAUAUGGACACAGAGGUGCCGGAUGCUACCAAGGACAAACCUAAUGAAUCAUGAUGACUGCUGGAUGCUUUGAGGAAUGGAAGUGUUUUUGCCAGUGUGUAGGGACAGGACAGUGCUUGCACUGGUGUAAAAAAAAAUCUUGACCUGAGAAACAAGGAGAGGUUGCAGCUAUAAGAUUGAUAAGAUUGUUGACAAUAGUGAUCAGAUUGUAGACAAUUUUGGAAAUGUUGUCAGACACAUAAAAAAAGGGAUGGCUUGCUGUCUGUCGCAUAACAAAGGAUACUGGUAGGUAGCUUCAUAUCCAAUGAAUCAAUUAUCAUGACAUUGUCCUGUGAGGAAUCUGAGAUAGAGUCCAUUACCUAAAGCUUCUCACCUCAAGGAACCAACAUGACUUUCCUGUUAUUAACGUCUAUGGCCUGAUCCAGUUCGGGAUUUCCUCCCAUGCAGAAUGAAAUACUUCAUCAUAGAGAUGUUUAGAUCCAACCCUCUCUUUCAUUCACUGUGUUUAGCUGAAAGUGUCUAUUCACAAUAAUGUAAAUUGGAUUUCAUUGUAGCAGACUGCCAUAUUGUACCUUGUUAUAGUUGCAGAUAUGUUGUUGAAUGUAAAAUAAGGCAUGGUAAGAUAAUCUAUAAAUUAACAUUUAUGUAACUUUCCUUGUAGUCACUUUCGAUGGUCUGUAUUGGGUGUGUCAUCGUGUUUCAUGUGUUUUUUCACGUGUGGAUUCACGUGUGGAUUCAGGGUUAGAAUGAGACCCCACACCCCUAUAAUUGUCAUGUGAAGCAACUACUUGGAUCGGGUUGUCAGAAUCACUGUCUUGUUUGAUUGCAUGUCAUUGCGCCCUGAUGACGUGGAUUUAUCACUGGAAUAUUCCUGAGGUUGGCUUUAUGCAAUGAACGAACAAACAUCAUGCAUGUUUAUCAUCUUGUUUAUUCUUUUGUCCAAAUGACAAAACUGUUUACCUGAAAUGAGCUACCAUACUUGCGAUGUUGAUGAAUUGCCUUGGUAGAUUUGUUGACCUUGGGCCUUGCUGGGACCUGCUAGUACCAUCAUCAUGGCUGAAUGUGCCCCAGGGUCUGUGUACCAUGUCAUGGCUGUAUGUGCUCCAGGUUCUGCUUGUAUCAUCAUGGUUGUAUGUGCCCAAGGGUCUGUGUAUCAUCAUCAUGGUUGUAUGUGCCCCAGGGUCUGCUUGAAUCAUCACCAUGGCUGUAUGUGCCCCAGGGUCUGUGUACCAUGUCAUGGCUGUAUGUGCUCCAGGUUCUGCUUGUAUCAUCAUGGUUGUAUGUGCCCAAGGAUCUGUGUAUCAUCAUCAUGGCUGUAUGUGCCCCAGGGUCUGCUUGAAUCAUCACCAUGGCUGUAUGUGCCCCAGGGUCUGUGUACCAUCAUGGCUGUAUGUGCCCCAGGGUCUGUGUAUCAUCAUGGUUGUAUGUGCCCAAGGAUCUGUGUACCACAUAGCUGUGUGUGCCCCAGGGUCUGCAUGUACCAUCGUCUGGCUGUAUGUGCCCCAGGGUCUGCUUGUAUCGUCACCAUGGCUGUAUGUGCCCCAGGGUCUGUGUACCACAUGGCUGUAUGUUCCCCAGGGUCUGUGUACCACAUGGCUGUAUGUGCCCCAGGGUCUGUGUACCACAUGGCUGUAUGUUCCCCAGGGUCUGUGUACCACAUGGCUGUAUGUGCCCCAGGGUCUGUGUACAAUCAUGGCUGUAUGUGCCCCAGGAUCUGUGUACCACAUGGCUGUAUGUGCCCCAGGAUCUGUGUACCACAUGGCUGUAUGUGCCCCAGGGUCUGUGUACCACAUAGCUGUGUGUGCCCCAGGGUCUGCAUGUACCAUCAUCAUGGCUGUAUGUGCCCCAGGGUCUGCAUGUUUCAUCAUCAUGGCUGUAUGUGUCCCAGGGUCUGUGUACCAUCAUGGCUGUAUGUACCCCAGGGUCUGUGUACCAUCGUCAUGGCAGACGGAUGUAUGCCUGACCCCAUAUGGGUUAUCUCUACUACAUUUGUGCAAUGACUACUGUUGUGAAUGUAAGUGAAAUCAAAUAAACAUCUCAUCAACUUACA